AUGUUGAUUUCAACAUGGCGUGUGACCGCGCUACUCUUGGUGUUUGUCAACCUCGCCUCUGGUCUGGAAAGAAACAGACUGGGAGCUAGCCCUUACUACCUGAACCACGAUGAUUGCCCUGAGCGGUGCAGCAUAUCUGGUCCCGAGCCAGGCAACUGGUCCGUUUACCAGGAUCUCACGCAGCUCAGGAAGUGUCAGGAAACCAUGUUCUUUGCCUUCUCCCUCUUUGAUCCCAUCGAUGAAGAUUCUACUCAUCGCAUUCAUGCCUGCACAUCAUUUGGCCCAGACUUUUCACUUCUUCCCAACGCCACCACCAUCCAAGCCGCUGCUUCUUCUCCCAUCAGUGUCGAUUAUGAGAUUGGUUGGCACAAGGACGGGCUUGAACUGGCUGCUUCUGGAAUUCGUUCCAUCACCAGGCAAGCUCGCCACUACCUGACUCAUGGACAUGGUACUACAGAUGGGCCUGCCAUCAUGUUUGCUCAGUCAGGACAAGCCACUCUUGGUCUAUACGUUGGCGAAAGCCUCGGAAGUCAAGUUAUUGGCUCUUCUGCGCUCCAAAUGUUGGAGAACAGCCUUGACAACUUGAAUGUUACAGGAUCCAGUCUGGCUAUGCAACUAUGCGUUCCAGAUGCUGGCAAUGCUCAUUCAUUUGGUCUCAUGGUGACAAGCAACGGAACCUUUGCUUCCAUUCAGAACGCUGUUCAGUCGUGGGCUAACGGAACCUGCUUGUCCUUUCCGGAGUCUACAACCAUGACUGGCCAGGCUUUGUACACCAAGCCGCUAGAUGUUCUGACUGACGUCAAGAACUCUACCAGGCCAGCAAAGCCUGUAUCUACAAGCAGUGAGCAUGGCCGACGCCACCAACAUCUGCAUGUCCGUGCCGAGUGCAGAACCACCCGGGUCGAAUCUGGGGACAGUUGCGCCAAACUGGCACAGAGAUGCGGUAUCUCAGCCAGCGACUUCACUAAGUACAAUCCAGGAUUCAAGUUCUGUGCUGGGCUUGUGCCUAAGCAACACGUGUGCUGCUCAAAAGGAGAUCUUCCUGACCUCCGACCUACCAAGAACAAAGAUGGUUCUUGCCACGCCUACAAGGUUGACAAGGGUGACAACUGUGCAAGUAUUGCUGUCGAGAAUGGUCUCAAGGUUGAAGAUCUUGAGAAGUUCAACAAGAAGACUUGGGGUUGGGCUGGAUGCAAGAGACUGUUCUACCAGACUGUCAUGUGUUUGAGUGAAGGAACUCCCCCGUUCCCCGACGAAAUCGCCAAUGCAAACUGUGGUCCACAAAAGCCAGGAACCAAGAAGACUGGGGAUACAACUGAUAUCUCUGAUCUCAACCCUUGCCCUCUCAAUGCCUGUUGCAAUAUCUGGGGCCAAUGCGGAAUCACCAAGGAGUUUUGCACUGAUACCAGUACUGGUGCCCCCGGAACUGCCAAGGAGGGCACCAACGGUUGCAUCUCCAACUGUGGUACCAAGAUUGUCAACAGUGGCGGUGGUGGCACAAUCAAAAUUGGCUACUUCCAAGGUUACGGCAUGGGCCGGCCUUGCCUCUACCAAGAUGCGUCCCAGAUCGACACCUCGAAGUACACGCACUUGCACUUUGCGUUCGGCACUCUUACCAAGGAUUUUGAUGUUGAAGUGGGAGACAAGCUCUCUCAGUAUCAGUUCAAAAACUUCGCACGUUUGACUGGCGUCAAAAGGAUCCUUUCAUUUGGUGGCUGGGACUUUUCAGCCCUUCCUGCCACCUAUUCCAUCUUUCGAGAAGGUGUAAAGCCCGCCAAUCGACUCAACAUGGCCAAGAAGAUUGCCGCGUUCAUUGUUAAGCACAAGCUUGACGGUGUCGACAUUGACUGGGAGUACCCUGGAGCACCUGAUAUUCCUGGUAUUCCACCAGCUGAUAAAGAUGAAGGAAAGAACUACCUCGCUUUCCUUGUCGUCUUGAAGAACCUGUUAAAGGGCAAGUCGGUAUCUAUCGCGGCUCCUUCUUCUUACUGGUACUUGAAGCAAUAUCCUAUCAAGGACAUUGGUAAAGUCGUGGACUAUAUUGUCUACAUGACAUACGAUCUUCAUGGGCAGUGGGAUACAGAGAACUCUCAUUCGCAGGAAGGCUGUGUAUUUGGUAACUGCCUUCGUAGUCAAGUUAAUCUCACUGAGACUCAAUACUCGCUAGCCAUGAUUACCAAGGCUGGUGUCCCAAGUAACAAGGUCAUUGUGGGUGUCACAAGCUAUGGGCGAUCGUUCAAGAUGGCCUCAGCUGGUUGUUAUGGCCCAGACUGCUUCUACACUGGCAGCAAGAUACACUCAGACGCCAAGGAGGGCAAGUGUACUGGUCAAGCUGGCUAUAUUGCCGAUGCUGAGAUCGCAGAGAUUCUCAAGGACAAAAGCCGCGUUGUCAAACACUUUGUUGACUCAACAAGCCACAGCGACAUUCUCGUAUACGACAAUACCGAAUGGGUGUCUUAUAUGAGCCCCAGCACCAAGAUGGCUCGCGAGACUGUGUAUAAGGCGUUCGGCAUGGGCGGCACCACUGAUUGGGCCGUCGAUCUACAAGAGUACCACGAUGUCCCCAAGCCCUCCAAGUCCUGGGCUAUCUUCAAGGAAGACGCAGCAAGCGGUUACGAUCCCCUGCUGGACAACGAGAGAACCGGUAACUGGACGAAAAUGAACUGCCAUUCACCAGUCAUGCGCGAUUUCAAAGGAUACACAGCACCUGAGGUGUGGAGGGAGGCGGGCACCGAUGGUGCCUGGAAAGAUCUGCUGAAGAUUUGGUAUGAUUUGGAUGAGAAAAGAGGUUACACAUUAAGCGAGUCGAUCACCUUGAAUCUAAGGAUGACGCCAAGGCCCAAUUGCCAUCAGUUGAAGGACACAGAAUGCGAUCAGCUGGCAGAGUGUAUCCAGGAGAUGAACAGCGAUGUGUCAGGACCUGCGGGAGUGUUCAUCGUGAAUUCUAUCGCCAGAAUCCACAAAAUGUACAGCUCCUACUACGAUGCUGUGACCGAAGCGGCUGUUUUUAUCUCCUUCGAUCUCGACGCUUUUGGCAACAAGUUUGCACCGAUCCCUGAAGCGGAAGACAAGACAUGGAUUCUUGUGCUUGUUGAUCUUCUUACCUGGGGUACUUCUUCAAUAGCCGCUCCCUUCUUCAAUUCAAAGCUUCGCGAACUUCCCUACUUUAUGGGCAAUCCGAAUACCCACGACAACAUCAAGGACACGACGAUGACUUUCAUUGGACAAAGUACAACUGUGGCGAAAGAUUUAGUGAGUGGCGUUGAGUCAGACACUACAUGGACAGUGGAGAAGAGAGACGAUUUCAAGAGCUACAUGGGCCAGGUGCUCGAUGGAUGGCAAAAGCUCGCCAAUGCUUCAGUAGCCUCGCUUUUCAAUGGCUCUGAUCCGGAAUCUGUCAAGACACUUUGGAGCCUUAUCUCAGAUGGGAAAAUGAUUCAAGCCGGCGUCAAAGGAGACGGGUCGAAAAUCAUCAAGGAUGAUGGCGUGAGCACCAUCGACCUCAGGAAACAUGUUGCAAAGACGUUCUAUGGAUAUAUCAUUCCUACGGUAUGGAGAGUCUCUGAAACGUAUGCUUUCAUUCUUGACUCGGGUUACGACUGUUACGCGGAAUAUCCUUCCGAGGACUACGUGACCAAAGAAGCCAUGGAUGCUACCAGCACCUGUUAUGGCGGACGACGUUACUACUUGGUCUACCCGAAAGAAGACAACAUUGGAGGCUGCAUUAAUGAUUGUACCUGGAACGGUCAAUGUUCAACAACUUGCAAAAAGAACAAGUUCAUUGCUCCACCGGGUUUAUCAACUCUCAACGCCACCAGUUUUGGAGGCAUUACGGCACAGGAUCUCGUCGUCGGCUCCGUCCGCACUUACGAGCAAAACGGGAAGAAGAACACAGCCAAGUAUGAUGAUCUGGUCGCCGGCAAUCUUAACACGGAUGAUCUACUCGACCUCGAUGUCACUACCCCCGGUAUCAUGCGCCUUCCAGUAUGCAGCCCCGAACGCGCAUAUCAAUCGUGGGAUACGACCUCCAAGGGCUCCAGCGCCUUCUACCCAUGCGACAUCCCCCCCGGACAGAGGUCGUGCAAAGCCUCGACUUUCACGUACAAGGACGACACGAGCAAUGCAUCUCCGUUGGCGUCGGACUGCGAGAUCAUGAUCAGUAACUUCCAGAAUGACGGCUCGACCAAGUGGACAACACAGACAGCGGAUCGUCAGCACAGGGAGCUUGGACACUAUGGCACCUGCGCCUUUGGAGUUGAGGCGACGAAGCUCAAUGGAAACAUACACUUCCAUUUCGGUGGCGGGGACCUCACCGAGGCUAUCACUACUGCUAUCAAGAAGUUUAAAAAGAAUGGCAAGAUCGGUGCGUCUGGUACGGUGGAUUGUGCUGGAAAUACAAGCAAAUCGCAGCCAGUCUUAUGGGGUAUCUACCAUCAUUCCUAG
Molecule: messenger RNA, 4443 nt
Organism: Fusarium graminearum PH-1
Lineage: Eukaryota; Fungi; Ascomycota; Sordariomycetes; Hypocreales; Nectriaceae
Exons: 4
Coding region: 1-4443 (1480 amino acids)
Biological process (GO): carbohydrate metabolic process
Molecular function (GO): hydrolase activity, hydrolyzing O-glycosyl compounds; chitin binding
Source: RefSeq, a predicted model, not a curated record